This is a messenger RNA of Aspergillus melleus, 615 nucleotides long. RefSeq lists its product as uncharacterized. NCBI's taxonomy places the organism in Eukaryota, Fungi, Ascomycota, Eurotiomycetes, Eurotiales, Aspergillaceae. Bases 1 to 615 code for a protein of 204 amino acids. The transcript is spliced from 2 exons. The record is from RefSeq and is a predicted model, not a curated record.
AUGGUUUCCACCAGAAAGUCAGGUGGCACCACCGAAGGUGAAAUAAGCCAGCCCGACGCCAGGUUUAUCCUCGAAUGUUUGAAGAACCUGGAUAGAAACAAACAGGUGGACAUCGUAAGAGUGGGCCAGGCCCUUGGAUACACCAACUCAGUCUCUGUUGCAAACCGAUUUCGGUUGCUACGUAAGCGACAUGGUUUCAACAAUCUUGAGUGCACAAUGGGCUCCGGCAAGAGCGAGGAAAAGCCUUCUGCCGCUUCGACCGCGUCCAUUGCACCCAGCACCGAGACCAACGCCGACGAGACAGCCCCCGAGCCUAGCGACGACGGCGACGCCUAUUCUCCUGUCAAGCAUCGGUGCGUGGCGAAGUCUGCGACCCGGAGCAAAGGUGCCAAAGCAUCAUUGAGAUCCACUUUUGCAGCUGCAGCCACCCGUCGCAACGGCGCUGGUGCUUCCAAGUCCAAGGGGGCCGCCAAAGCUGGGAACUCCCAGGAUGCAACCAAUCCCCUUGAGGAGGACGAAGGCAUCGACUCUUACCUGUUGGACGCGGUGGAUGAAAUCGUUCAGGAGGAAGAGUCGGCCCGACCCAAAAUUCACAAUACUCGCGGAAAGGCUUGA